AUGACCUAUUGGAAGACCCGCCACCGCCGACAGGUCGUAUUAUUAUGGCUCACAACUUUCCUCCUGGCACUCCUGAACAUAUCGGGCCUCUUCGAUCGCCUGCAGGAGACUCCCUACUCGGACUACGCGUAUCCUCCAGAAGUCGAUGUCAAGCACGUUUUGCGGUUACUCAAAUCUGGCAAUGAACCGGUUUACCGCGUUAUGAACCGUUACGAGCAAUACGUCUUCAUGAUCCGCAACGAAUUCAAAUGUCAAGUUCCGAGAGACCUGCCGUUCCUACUGAUUGUCGUUAAGUCUGCCAUAGCCCACCAGGCACAUCGAAACGCCAUCCGCCAGACCUGGGGACAAGAGGGCCUCUUCGAAGACGUGAGCAUCCGGCGUGUGUUUAUGGUUGGUGUAAAAGCCGACGAUGAAACCGCGCAGAGCGCUUUGAACGCAGAACAUGCCCUCCACGGUGACCUGGUACAAGCGGACUUCAUCGACACGUAUUACAACAACACCAUCAAGACAAUGCUCUCCUUCCGUUGGGUGCUGGAACACUGUCCCGGCGCCCAGUGGAUCUUUUUCGUCGACGACGACUGUUACGUGUCCGCGAAGAAUCUCGUCCAUUUCCUCCGAGACUCGAUGAACCCGACAGACCGGUACCUGGUGGGAUAUGUCUACGACGAGGCGCCGCCUUACAGGUCCCGCUUGAGCAAGUGGUACGUGUCCUUGUCCGAAUACCCCUUCAGCCAGUACCCGCCGUUUCCGGUCGGCUGCUUGUACCUAGUGUCGAGGCCUGCGAUCAUUGAGCUCUACCAGAUGGCCAGGUACACGCGGCAGUUUCGUUUGGACGACGUGUUUUUGGGAAUUGUGUCAAGAAAGAUCGGGCUGCGGCCGCUGCACAGUGACAAGUUUCGUGACAAGAACGAGCCCGAAUUUCCCGAAGACUUUGUCGGGCUUGUGGCCGCUCAUGGAUUCGAUGACAGUGCUCGCCUGGUUCGAGUCUGGGAGCGUCAAAAACGUUUAGGGAAUGCGUGA
This is a messenger RNA of Ixodes scapularis (black-legged tick), 1020 nucleotides long. RefSeq names its product beta-1,3-galactosyltransferase brn-like. Gene Ontology annotation, molecular function: UDP-glycosyltransferase activity; hexosyltransferase activity. Lineage: Eukaryota; Metazoa; Arthropoda; Arachnida; Ixodida; Ixodidae. Gene Ontology annotation, cellular component: membrane. The transcript has a single exon. Bases 1 to 1020 code for a protein of 339 amino acids. The record is from RefSeq and is a predicted model, not a curated record.